CAUUUUAUUUUGAAAAUCCACCCCCUCCCCGGAAGCGCCCUCUGUCGGUCCGUGUACUCUGACAGGUUUAUCAAACAGGGGCAGAAAGCUGUCUCGGAACUCUGCAGCCGCAGCGGCUCUGAAUAUUUCACCAUCGGGGUUCGGUCCAGCAUGGCGGCUUACGGAUGGAAAUACUGAUGACAGUCCGAAAGAUUGCCUCGAUUUGUACGAUGGGCGCCAAUGCCUCUGCCUUGGAAAAGGAGAUUGGACCGGAACAGUUUCCCGUAAAUGAACACUACUUUGGCUUGGUUAAUUUUGGAAACACCUGCUACUGUAACUCAGUGCUGCAGGCUCUGUAUUUCUGUCGACCGUUCAGGGAGAAGGUGCUGGCGUACAAGGUUCAGCCUCGCCGUAAAGAGUCCCUGCUCACCUGCUUAGCUGACCUGUUCAACAGCAUUGCCACACAGAAGAAGAAAGUCGGCGUUAUCCCGCCCAAGAAAUUCAUCUCACGGCUGAGAAAGGAAAAUGAGCUGUUUGACAACUACAUGCAGCAGGACGCCCACGAAUUCCUCAACUACCUUCUCAACACCAUCGCUGACCUUCUCCAGGAGGAGAAGAGCCAGGAGCGGCAGCAGAACGGAAAACUGGUUCAGAAUGGAGGUGGAGGAGUGGGAGGAGGAGGGGGAGUAGGAGGAGGCGGUAGCGAGGGAGGAGGAGGAGGAGGUGGAGAAGGGGAAGGAGGGAAGGAGACGCAGCAGACCUGGGUGCACGAGAUCUUCCAAGGAACCCUGACCAACGAGACGCGCUGCCUCAACUGUGAAGCUGUGAGCAGCAAAGACGAGGACUUCCUGGAUCUGUCUGUGGAUGUGGAGCAGAACACGUCGAUCACGCACUGUCUCAGGGGCUUCAGUAACACAGAGACGUUAUGCAGUGAAUACAAGUAUUACUGUGAGCAGUGUCGCAGCAAACAGGAAGCCCAGAAAAGGAUGAGGGUAAAGAAGCUACCCAUGAUCCUCGCCCUCCACCUAAAGCGCUUUAAAUACAUGGACCAGCUGCACCGCUACACCAAACUGUCCUAUCGCGUCGUCUUCCCUCUGGAGCUCCGCCUCUUCAACACGUCCGGGGACGCAACCAACCCAGAUCGUUUGUACGACCUGGUGGCUGUCGUCGUGCACUGUGGCAGCGGUCCAAACCGCGGACACUACAUCACCAUCGUCAAGAGCCACGGCUUCUGGCUGCUGUUUGACGACGACAUCGUAGAGAAAAUCGAUGCACAGGCGAUCGAGGAGUUCUACGGUCUGACCUCGGACAUUUCCAAGAACUCUGAGUCAGGAUACAUCCUGUUCUACCAGUCCAGAGACUGAACCAAGGCGGUCGUAAGUCCCCAACAGACUGUCACUCAACAGAGGGGGGAGGGGCUUAUGGCAGCCACCUGGUCCGCCCUCACUUAAGUAUCCAGGCUUUAUUCCCUGUAGGCGGAGCUACACUGGAGCGCCACUCGGGACGGGUGUGUGGCAGAUCUUGUGACAGCCUUCUGGAUUACCGUUCAAAUCCUCUGUGUCCACACUGCUGCAGCAGAGCACCUUAAAAAAAUAUUUUAAAAAAACAUCCACUAGAACCCCCCACCCCCCCAGCAGAUUCCACGACACUCGCUCUGCACUGUGGGCAGACUGACCAAUCCAAGAGGCUGACAUGUGGAGGACGAGCAGGAGGAGAUGAUGCGGCAUAACCAGCUAUUUUGGAUGCAACUGGUGUCGGGGGGUUAAGGUCUGAGUCGGCCCUAUUUGUGACUUGUUGCAUCGACACGCAACUCCCCCAAAGAUUCCUUUAAUGUCUGACAGCACCGUCGGAACUCCCACCUGUCGCAGCAAAACCACCGACACUACCUGUAGUGAGUGAACGGCUUGAAUGUGAGCGUGGCGCUUUGAUGAUAGUUUGCGGUGUUUUGUAUAGUGAAGUUUUGCCAAUCACGUCCUGCGCAGUGUUACAGGCGAUGGUUGAAAUGGAAACCAGCCACCAGGGAGGUGUUGAUGGAGCUGAAAUGUUCCCCACACUCAUCAGUAAGGCUCUUUGUUUCAGGUUUAAAAUUCUUAACUAAAAAAAUUUAGAGAGAAGUGAAACCAGCUGACCAAAAGUACAAUUUGCAGCUUAUAUAAUUUUUUUUUUAAGCAACCCUGUUUAAAGAAAAGAAUACUUUGCCACAUGUUAUAUUUUUUAAUCCAAUCCUUUGGAUCACCAACAGUCCUGUUCUAGAUUCCAGAGUGUCUAGAGCGUCUAAAGUGGAUGGUGGUUAAACUUCCUGGUGUGUUGUGCCAUUUUGAGCCCCUCGUGGUGCCACAGUAGGGGAGGGAAAAGAGCUCAAAGGAAGUAUUUCAACAGCAUAAGCUAAUUUUUAAAAUGCCAGCUUCUCAUGGUUUUGACAGCAAGCACACGCUCCUUUGCUCUCAAGGAUGUGUUGUUGUAACAUGUCUGACUUUUUUAAAGAUGCCACAAUAUGCACAUUUGUACUUUUUUUUUUUUUUUUUCUUUUUAAAGGGACGCACUAUGAGACUAAUGCUUUUCUUUCCUUUAAGUCAGCUCUGGUAUCCACUUUACACACUACACGACACGCAGCGUCGAAGUUUGUCGAGUUUGUCUCAUGUGCUUAUGGGUGCCUCUCUGCGCACACACGCCUUUACCCUUCUGCAGCUGGUUCAUCUCGCAGUUUCAGCCACGCUCAGGCCAAUUUCGACUCUGGCUUAAGUGUUUUUCGUGCAGCUGCAGCUCUGGCAGGCAGUCAGGGUUUUACAUAACGCGUUUUCCACUCCAGAAUCGUGAAAUGCAGCCUUCGGUAACACUGAGUGAUGCUAAAGGUCUGCGGAUGUGAUCCGCUGAUGCUCUGCUACAUGGUUUAUUUUACUGCAAUAAGACAGUGUCUUUCUCAUGUUUGUCUUGGCCGCUUUCAAAUGGCUUCCCCUCCUCAGCAUCAACAGCAGCUUCAGAUUUAGUGGCGAUGCAUCCUGUGAGAUGGGAUGCAUUGUGGUUAUCUUACUGUUUCUGAAAUGCUCAUUAAAUUGCAGCGUGGGCCGUUACAUGAAAUUGAGUUACUUGAAUGUUAGUGCUACUCUGGGCAGCUGAUUGAAGCUGAUUAAUCAGCUGAACAUUUAGUGAUUCCAGUAAGUAGUCACUUCAAGUGAUUUAUCAAAUAACUGGGUAGUUUUGGGCAGGAUUUCUUCUUUAGUUAAAAGAAACAAAAAAACUUGGCUAUGUGGGUUAUACGAAAAAUGAUUAACUGCAGUCUUCCUUUAGAGGGGUAAAAGUGAAGAACUGGGUUACAUAGUAAAAUUCGCCAGUAUAACCAAGAUAUAUGUUUACUUUCUCUCUUCCUAUUUCAGAAUAUUACAGAUUAAUGUGUUUGUGUAGGUUCUCAGUCAUCCAGGUGAUGUUGGUCUUGAGAGCUUGAAGAAAGAAACUGCACUUGUUCAUGUCUAAAAGCAGCAACUACUUCCAAAGGGGACGACCCCCAUUAGGGGUUAAAAACCUGGGAGAAAUCUUUUGCAUUUAGAACUUUUUCAAGCUCUCUUUACUACAGAUUCAUCUUAAAACUGCUGACAGGCUCUGCUGCCAUUUUAGUGUUGCUGAAUUCAGAUUGGUAAGGCUUAAGUCACACAGGCCUACAGGCAGGUCGGUGAUCAUCCGGUGACCAAAAGUUUAUCCUCCAACCAGUUGGCAAGUGGUUGCUUGCCAGGGUACUGCAUCCAAAACCUCCAACUUGUGGUCGCUUUAUCGAUAUUUGACUUUAAAGGUCUCGGUUUUCCAGUUCGCGUCACACCUUUUGCAGUUGCACUGCCAGCUGUCGAGUAUUUUGUGAGUCCUUCAUGCAAACUACUGGUGACCAUGGCAACCUGCUAGCAACCAAAGAAAUCGCAAGGGGGCUUUCGGUGCAGCGCCGUGUACCUCUUUGGGACCAGUUCCAUGCUAGCUACUGAAGGCAACCACUUGCCAACCCAUCUAGGAACAUACAAUUUUCCCUAGCAACCAGUGGUUGCCAGAUGCCGCCAGCUGGUCUCUAGGGCUGUGUCCAGUACAGCCACAGAACACAGAAAAUGAAGUAUUUUUUUGGUCUGUUGUUUGUUUGUUUUGUUUUGUUUUCCUUAAAUGUCUGAAAGUCCAGCGUCACAUCUUCCAGUUGCUUCCAAAUAAAACUCUCCGAAUUUAACAUUUCAUAUUUGCUUUACACACAACAUAAAGAUUUAUCAAAAGAAAUAAAAACGCAGUACGUAUGAACAAACCUGACUGCCUGUUUGAACUCAGGUCUUCAAAUUACUGCAUUUCUCUAGUAUGAUGAAGACCAAAUAUUUAAAUAUAUCAAACUUGCCAACUUUGAAAAACAGAAUUAAAACUUACAAACAGGGUUUGAUUGAGUUGAUCUGAGGAGAAGCAGAAGCCAUUUUAAAGCCUCGGUCUCGCUUUCCAGCUGUGCAUUAACCCUUUCCGCCUCUGUUGUUUUCUUUUUAAUUGCACAAACCAAAUAUAGUUACCUUUUCUUUUUCACCCCAGUUUAGUUAUUUUGUUGUAUAUUUUACACUGCCAAGCUGAUAAGCCUCCAUGCUAUCACUCCUUCGUAACAGAGCUGCAGCAGAUGCAAAGCGGAUUUGGAAAAAAAGCUCUAUGCAGCCUUUAAGGUGUUUAUAUUAUACAGCCGUUGAGUUUUGAAUGUUAACAUGUACAGUCAAAUUAAAAAAAAAAAAAAAAAAUAGAGCUGCUGCUUGACCUGUGACAUGUGGAUUUGGGUGCAUCGCAAUACGGUGAAGUCGCCGUCUCCGCUGUUAAAACUGAAAAGCACUUUUAAAUAUUUGUCAGAAAACUUGUCAUUUUGUCCUUCAAUCGUGCAAUUUAGUGAAAUUAACAGCAUUCAUGCUUGUGGCUGUUCAGUGUUUUCACUUUACCUCAACCUAGCACUUGUCAAAGUCCUGACUCCCAGAGUUAAAAAGUAAACAAAUGUAAGGGAAUUCAGGUCUAGUCUUGAAGGAGUAUCACCCCCCCCCCCAAAAAUACUGCAAAGUAAUUUUCAUUUCUUCAAAGAAUGAUUUAACUGCUCUGAAAAGUUGCUAAGUGACACUUUUUAUCAUCAUUCAGGUUUUAUGUCUGUAACACAGAGCAGCCAAAAUAUGUUACAAAAUAAUGUGAGCUUGUGGAUUUCUCUCUCUCGGUUGCAUGUUAGUUCUUUCAGCAUGAGAAAGUUUAAAGUUGGACGUCGUGCAGCCAGAGCCCUGCUUUUUCCAAAGCGUUCUCAUCUAGAUGUAUCCGUUACACACCAGGUGUACUCUAUCUUUGGUGCUCUAAUGCUAUGAUGGCCAUGUUAAACAAAAAUACAGUGCUAAUGAGGAGACUGAAGGAGGAGACCCUGUUUUUCACCCAAUGUGGACCUUUAUUGCACACUGGUUAGGUUUAGGUUCUAACAACUACUUUGUUAGAUUUAGCCUGUCUAGUCUGCAUAAAGUUGCUUUCAGCAGCACCCAUAUUGUAUUUCUUCAAUAUAAAGUUGACCAGUAUCCGUUAGCUCCGAAUGUUGCAGUAUCCUGCAAAAUUUGGGUUAUCCAACCAAUCAAGUUAUCUUGGUUUCAAGGUAAUAGCAAUAUGACCAAUCUAGAUCAGUUUGGUAAAGUUAAAUCACUGUCAGCCUCUUCCAAAGUCAUUCUGUCCAUUUAUGUUACAUAAAACUACAACCACAAAUAGUUUAACUGAACAAAUACCUCAUUUGGCUCAAAGUUCUCAAAUCUGUGUAAACGACUGGGAGGAGAUCGAGCGACUUACUUGACGAUGCAUCCGAAGCACUUCACUCAGUGAGUCGAAGGUUCAAAGUCAACACUAUUUCUCUUUCACGUCAGUGCUGCUCUUUAACUAAUCAACUUAAAGGAAGUAAUCUACAUUAAAGGAAAGUGUUGCGCAAUUUUUAUGUUUUGUUUUUUCUUGGGGGCUUAGUAGUUUUAUAACUUUCAGACAUCUGAAGAAAGUCAUUUUUGGCUGCAAAUGACUUGAAACACCAACAGAAUCUGUGGACUCUUUAAGUUGCGUUCAUACAUACCAAAUGAUGUUUAUAUUGUUUUUCUUUUCUUUUUUUUAAUAAACAAAGUGUAGAUGUACUCAAGAUGUAAAUCAACACAGACAAGCACAAAAGCACAUUAUUAGUGAGAUGGAAGUCCACAGAUUCAGUUGGAAGCCUUUUUUUGUUUUGUUUUUUAAAUAUGAAAACCAGAAUUCAUUGAAACCUUUGGCAGAACAAUGUGUUGGAUGCUUAUGUUGAAGCAAGGCUCUUUUUAUUUAAAUAUUAAUAUUAUUAUUAUUAUUAUUGUUAUUAUUAUUAUGAAUGUCCAUGUUAACGUUUUUCCUUUGAUGUUCUGCUUUGAUUCUAUUUUUAUGUGUUUUACUAAUUUUGAUCGUCUACUGUUGUCUGCUGUAUGUAGGCAGCUCUGAAAAUCUGAGGAUUUAUUUUGAUCUAAUUUGGGGAGUGUGAAAUGAGAGAUGUUGUGUACAUAAAUACAGAUGUUACUAUUGGAAUAUAAAUAAUUGCUUGCUUGGAAUAAUCAACAAAACUAGAUCAAGAAUAUUAGUGUACGUUAUCUCUCAAAGAUACCUUUCUUACGGUUGAUAUCUUCAGUCUGCCUGGUGCUUUAAAAAUUGCAAACCCCACCCAUCUGGCAUGCUGGGCAGGCCAAAACGAACAAACCCAAAUAUAUGGAAUGGUCACAAUGGAGCUGUGAGUUUAUUAACAUACACUCACUUUAUAGACAUUCUCUUAUUAGAUGUUGGUGUGCAAAAAAAUACAUGACUGUCUAAAACCUGAUGUGUGAUCACGGUGUUAAAGGAAAAAUCCACUUUAGGUUACAUAAAGGAUUAAAAUAAAUCAGCAGCUGGUGUUUGUUUCAUUUUAUGUAGUCCUGAUUGUGUUUGAUUUCUACUGAUGAUCAAAGUCUAUAAGAACACAGAAAAACGACUAUACUGGAUUGACAGGAACUGAGGGAGAUGGUAUAUAUUAGUAUUGAGCUUCAAGUAGUUCCACUGCAAAGUUUUCACUAUAUUUAACUUUCACAUUUAUAGUAGUGCUGUCAGUGUUAAUCUCUACGCCAUGCACUGCAUCUGCAAUAUCUAUAAAUUAGUGCCUGACAGCACUAAUUUAUAGAUAUUGCAGAUGCCGUUAUUAUGUCUAAUGCAAAAUUUCUCCACAUCUUAGGUAAUGGGGAGCUUUUUACCUAAGAUGUGGGAGUGGUUGCUGGAGUUUGCCGGCUGUCGAUGGGUGAAAUCAGUCACAAAGAGGUUAUUACACCAAAAACCACUUUGUGAUUGCGUUGGGUUUAGCAGAUUGCCGUGGUUGCACAAAAUAUGGCCAUCUAUUUGCAAUCACUAACUGGAAAAAGUGUACAACCAUUGUUCACCUUGAAAGUUAAAGCUGUGCCUUAUGUCUGAAACUGACACGUUUCCAUAAGCAGAUCCAGUCAACUUUGAAGAUGACCGUUCUCCGUUUCACGUUUGCAUUGUAAUUUUCACCGUUUCACUAUCAUUCAGCAAAUGUUGGCAAACAAGUUGGCUUCUUCCAUGCAAACCAAAACCAACCAAAGCAUUUGCAAGAAGUAAAACACCUGUCAAAGUUUUGAAGAAAUAUCUUAAAAACUUGUAUAUUUAUAAUUAUUAGGCAGAAAACAAACUGAAUUCUUGUUUUUAUACUCAAAUUUGAGCCGACACUGUGGACUUCUCAGAGAAGUCAGAAACUUAGUAUAACAUUCAACCCCUAAAACCAUUUAUGUCAGGAAUGCAAGUAAAUGAUAGUCAUUACAGACACGUAAAAAUACAGCAGCUGUGGCUUAACCCUUAGAGGUAGUCUAAGUAAUUUGUUAAGCACUGUAAAAUAAAAUGUCAUCAGCAAAGAGUGAAAACUUUGGAGCUACACCUUCAAUUCUAACAGUAUUAAAAUAUUGUCAGAAGAAAAGAAGUGGAGAGACAGAGGCCAGUUUUUGCACCCUAAAAUACAAAAAGUUCCUUUUAGAGAAAUAUUUUCAUCUAGCCAUUUUUAUUAUUACUUUUAUUGUUUUAUAGAUUAUUUUAUUUAUCUAAAAUUAAGCAUAUAUGUCAGCAAGUAACAGAAGGCAGCAGUCAAGCAUCCCCGGUGUGCUUUUUGAACAGCAUUAUAGGAAAUUGAUGAAAUGCACUCCCUUAACAACAGCUUUUGUUGGUGUGGGGGAGGAGUCAGAAGCACCGACUGACAGCUACAGGUGGAUUUUUCCUUUAACAGUUGUCUCUUCAGAGCUUUUGGUCAUCCACAUCGCUCCCCUUUUCAGACUCACCAAAUAAAUGUGUUUAACACAGUAUGUGACGGACAUAAAGUGACUGAAUGUGUCAUUAACACUCCUCUAAUGUAUGUUUUUAGUGUGCAAAAUAGCAGCAGCCUCACAGAGACCAACACUGUUAAACUGAAGGUCAAAACGGCACAGUCUAGAAGUUUUUGUUUUUAAAUUAAUGACUAAAUCUUUAUUUGAGGGGGGGUUUCUUUGCAUUCAUUUCAAAUGUAUACUUCAUUAUUAUCAGCACAGAAAAAGGUGUUUACUGCAGGUAAACACAAGUAAGGUAAUCUGCUUUUUAAAUGGUUGCGUAUUUUUGUACCAGCUGAACACAGAAGGGUUUUUUGUUCGUGCAGAGUCUGCGACUACAGACUGAUCUGAAGGACCAGUAACCAAGUUGUCCUCUUGGUGUUUGUAUUUGUGGGGCUGCUGCUGUCGGACGUUCAUUCUGAGUCCGUGGAGAUGCAGUGAAGUUUGGGAAUGACGGCUGGUUCUGAUGGUGUCCAAACUGUUUGAAAUAAAACACAAACUGGUUUUGAUGAUAACUCAA
Molecule: messenger RNA, 8844 nt
Organism: Oreochromis niloticus (Nile tilapia)
Lineage: Eukaryota; Metazoa; Chordata; Actinopteri; Cichliformes; Cichlidae
Gene: usp12b
Product: ubiquitin specific peptidase 12b
Exons: 10
Coding region: 165-1343 (392 amino acids)
Biological process (GO): protein deubiquitination
Cellular component (GO): cytosol; nucleus
Molecular function (GO): cysteine-type deubiquitinase activity
Source: RefSeq, a predicted model, not a curated record